AUGAAGGCAUUAGAAGAUGAAAAUUGUAAUAUGGUUGGAUUACAAGGCUUAGGAGGAACAGGCAAAACAUUGAUGGCAUUAAAAGUCAGUGAAAAUCUUGAAGGAUCUCAUUUUAGCAAAGUUAUCUUUCUUGUUGUGUCUAAGCCUCCUGAUUUCAAAAACAUUCAACGUGAAAUUGUGAGACAAUUAGAUUUGAAAUCAAAGGAUGAAAAGGAGGAAGAACUCUUAGAGGGAAUAUGGUCCCAAAUCACUAGUAUGGAAGAAAAGCUACUUAUAAUACUAGAUGAUAUGUGGGAAGAGUUUGAUCUCAAGAAAAAGUUAGGGAUUCCAUCUAUCUCCCAGCAUAAGGAUUGCAGUGUACUGAUAACUACAUGCAACAUAAACAUUUGUCAAAAUAUGGGAUGCCAAAAGAUCAUUCAACUAGAGAAGCUAAAUGAGGAGGAUGCAUUAAAUCUUUUCCAUGCAAAUGCUAGUAUGAAUAAUUCCAACAUUUCUAAGAAGUUAGUUUGA
This is a messenger RNA of Prosopis cineraria, 510 nucleotides long. Its product is annotated as putative disease resistance protein At3g15700. Lineage: Eukaryota; Viridiplantae; Streptophyta; Magnoliopsida; Fabales; Fabaceae. The transcript has a single exon. The record is from RefSeq and is a predicted model, not a curated record. Gene Ontology annotation, molecular function: ADP binding. Bases 1 to 510 code for a protein of 169 amino acids.